AGCUUCCGUUGACGGUUGUCGAUGUCGGAUGAAGACUUAGAGGGCCGUAGGGCGUCCAUCCACAACGCAAACAAAAAGGAGCACACGAGAGACCCUCGACCAUGAGCCCAUUCUCGUAUUGAACGAACGACGGCACGAAACAAGAUUGAUUGUACUAGUAUAGCUCUAGCUAGCGAGAAGUACAGGAGUAGCCAUAGCUGUGGUGUUGAGGCUGGUGUGUACAUUAGGGGGAAACGAAACAGAGCAGUGAUCAAGCUGAUUGCUGUGCUUGCUGAGAUCUGAGUCUUCGGUUGCUCUCUUUUGUCAAGAUAGCGAAGAAAGAUGAAGCUAAAAAAAUCAGAUCGACGACGGUUUUCGAGAGGACAUGGCCAGUCUUCUGUCAUGUCGGCAUCGGCAUCCGUACAGGGUGCUUCUUCUGUGAAGAAGGAGGCAGAGUGGGGUCUCUUGUCGAAAGAGAAUCCAAUAGAGCCUGCCGUGGUGGUGCCACCGCAGACAAGUUAUCAUCAGGACACACAGGGCAACAGCAACAAGCGAGGCAACUGGGGAGUCUUUGGGUUUGGACGGACGAAUCACAACCGUGGAGCAGACGAUGCACUGAAAGAAAAGUCGAAGAGUCGCAAAAAGGCCGCAGGUUACACUUUGUCCAGAACGCCCAAGAAUAUGAGGAACUCCAGCAAUAGUAGCACCGCUCCUUCGGUGGUCUCUGCUUCCUCCAAACAACAGCAACAACAACAUCCACCUCCUCCUCCACCGCCUCCACCCCCACUGCCUCCUCCUCCUCAGGACACGACUCCAUCGAAACCAGCAAAAUCAAAAGCUGGAAGAACCUCCAGUAAGAAGAAUUCCAAAAAGCAACAACCAGCAGACCCAAGUAAAACCCAAAAACAAGCACUGAAAGUAACAUCAUCAUCACCGCAACAGCCACAGUCACAGCCACAGAACGAUCAGUUGUUUUCAGAUACAGAAUGGAUGCCCAUUCCUCUCUCGUACGAUGGAAUGAUCAAUGAAUCUGGACUCAUGAUGAGAGACACGCUGAUUCCUACUCCACAUCAGCAACAGCAUCACUACACUCAUCAACCAGCAGAACAGUAUCCAAUGAAUCAUCCCGAUGAUAUGUCCAGCAACAUGCCAGGCUUUGAAAUGACGUACGAAAAUGAUGCGGAUGCCUCCAGACUUACGGCAUCCACUGUAGCCACUACGGCCAUUAUGAGUACCUCCUCCUCCUCGGGACACCAAGAGUCCCAUACUGGUUUUAUGCCCACAGACAGUACUGCUACUAUCACUGUACAGCAUUCCAAUGCAUCUCCUCCAAAGAAAACAUCCCCCCGUGUAUCACCCCGCAAGACAAAGGCAGAAGACGACAACAACAACAAUCACCAAAAGACCAAGAAACAAUCACCAACAUCCGCAAAAUCCAAACGAAGACAGUCAAUGGAAGCCGCCGUGGCGGCAGUGCUGUCACCCAAAAAGAGUCCCACUGCGGCUACGACCAUUUCAACGCCGUCGUCAUCCAAGAAUAGCAAGAAACGACAACAGAAGUCACCCGUUGCACACGCCGCCGCAAAGGCAUUGGUUGCCCUGUCGCCCCGGGCUGCCAACCCUGACGAACAGGAAGAUGAUGACGACGAUUUUGGACUGCAUGAUUUUGAUCCAGAGGCAUCGUCCGACAGCGAAGAGAGUGAAAGUGAUUCCGACGAUGAUGAUGAUCCAACAGACGCCAGUGCAGGGCCAUUGACUGUGAAUUCGCAAGAAAGCACUUCCUUUCAAUUCAACUUGGCGUCCAAGAAUAUGAAGUCGGCAUCGGCGGCCAAGAAGCAACCACAAGAGGAAGAGCCUGACGAGAAUGACGACGAAGAUGAUGACGGAUUUCGGAUUCUCAAGACACGAUCCUCCAGUUCCAAACUCGGAAGAAGCCCCAAAACUGUUGGCACACAACCCACGGCAAUAUCCACCAUGUCAUCGUUAACGCCCAAUAGUACUAGUCUGUCGAGGACCAGUGCUUCGCGGACCAGUGCUUCGCGGACCAGUGCUUCGCGGACCAGUGCUAGUGCUUCGCUGAUCGGGACCAAGAUCAUCCAACCGCAACUAGAUCCAGACAUUAAAGCGUCGGCAUCCAGCGGUUCUUCCACUUUGUUUCCACCCUCUUCUGUGGACAGCUCUUCUCCAUCCGUCAUGACCUUGAACAGCAAGGGCGCUGCUGCAGCGGCCGCUGCGAGUCAUAUGAGUGGCAGUGCUAGCACCAACAAUGGGGCACACGUUUCAGUAGCCAAACAACAACAAGCAAAGCUCAUCGUGUCCAGACCAUUUGGACGAAACUGCUUGCCCGCCAAUGUCAUGCCCUGGGUCGUGCAAGUCGCACCCGCCGAAUGGGACAAUCCCGAACGACGAUGGAAGUACCGUAUUCAAGUGACUAAACGACAACCCACAGCACAACAACAGCAACAACAUCCGCCCGAGUCGUGCAACUCCAUCAACUCAUCCGCAGUCGCUGUCACGUGGCGAUCCUUGGAGAACUUUGUCUGGCUCGAAGAAGCACUCAAGGCGGAAUUUCAAGGUGCCUUGCUGCUGCCAUUGCUAAACAUUGCCGUGGGAAUGACCGAUUUGGAACAGGCCACACAUGAAGUCGAUGCCGAAUUGUUACGGAAUUGGCUCAGUGAUGUGCUCAACGGGAUUCGAGGACAGGGGGAACUCAUUCUGGGACAGCAACAACAUAGUCGGUCCAUUGAUAUGCUGCAAGCUGAGGCUGUAGAAGCAUUUCUGUAUCGAAGUACUGCGCCCCUGCAAAAACCUGGCAAUCUCAUCACUAGUAUGAUGGGGGAAGCCUUUGUAAUGAAACAAGAGCUGCAUAAACGACAGAGAGAGCAUCAGCGGCAGCAACAACAAAAACAACAGAAUCAUCGACCUGUUUUGGAAUAUGAAGACACGGAAGUGACGGAUGGCAACUGUCGGAGUGCAAUAUGUAAACCAUCACCGAGAAAAUCAAAGCAUCCAAUAUCGCCUUCUACUGUUUAUUCACACGGCCACCGACACGAAGAAGAACCAGAAUCGUUUGUCAAUUCAUUUUGGUCCCGAGGACCUUUGUCCAUACUUACAGAUGAAUUGUGUGUGACCUUGGGGUGCCAGGUGCUGGACGAGGAAUCUCCCUCUUCGACUGGUUCGUCUGUUUCAUCCAUGGGACCUGGUGGAAACAAUAACAGCAAGAGGAAAUAUGGGUAUUCGUCGAGGGCUCUGGGGACUGCGGAUACCCUCGAUAUUCAGGACAGUUUUUUGGAUGCCUCUACGGUUGCCUCGUCCUUGGUAACACCCGCUCAUAAUAUCAUGGCGAAGCAGCAACCGCCACCAGCUGCUGGCAACGAUGCGCAUCGGCCAAAGCAAUGGAAGUUGGCGCAAUCGAUAACUUUGAUUCAAGCGCAGCGAGAUUUGGUUCUGUCUUACCGUAAAACAGCCUUGUCCACCAUGGAGAAGGUCCAAGUGUUGUUGGAGGAGGAAGAAAACAUUGGACUGGCCUGGAAGAGAUUCGGUAUUGCCGUCUCAAAUCUGUUUUCCUACGAAAAGGAAGUGGAGAGUGCGAGACUCGGAGAGAAAAAGAUUCAUCGAGAUUGCAUGCCAUACCGCAAAAUCAAAAAGUCUACUGUCGAUCAAUGCGUCCGAGCUUUGGCGCAGCAGAAAAUUGACCGUUCCGUGCCGGCACUGCGGAUGCUCCGGGCGAUGCUGACAGCCUACGUGGCAGACUUGAGCGCUGUGGGACCCUCUGUAGAAGCCUAUUUGGAGGGAAUGAAACAAAUUGCAGACUUCGAAGAGUAUUUCUCCUCUGGGGCGAAGCAACGUUUUCCGGAAGACAAGCAUCUGAAAGAUGGAGAAGGAUCAGUGGCAACAGACUCGACGUCUUCUCAAUCGAGUUCAGAUGGUGACAAUGAGUUGAAGGCUGCAACGACAUCGUUGUUGGGGACCUUUCAACAGCAUUUGCGUUCCUUUACAUCAUCAAGAGACGGCGAAGAGAAGAAAGCCAAUGACGCAGAUCUAGUCCGAACCAACUCUACUUCCUCGACGAGUACAAGCGGCGAUGAUGUUCAUUCCCCUGAAUGGCUGCUGAAACGACGCGUGGAGGACCGUGUCCUUGAAAAUGAAAGGCUCUUGAGGGAAUCCUUGACGACACUUUGCAAGUCCACUCCCAUGAGAACAGCACGGAUGGCGUAUGCAUACUUCAGAUCAGAAGCCAACCAAUGCCGAUUGUUACGCUCUGCCGCCGCUGCCUUACGCAACAAGACGGAUUUGUCCGUCAAGGAAGCUGUGACUCAAAUGGUGGUCCGGCACCAGGCGGAGAACAAGGAAGACAUGAAGACUGAGCUUUCUUUAGCCCAACGCAUGGUCAACUUGGGGAAGAAAAGGUUUCCGUCUUCAGGGAAUGGUAACCAGGAGAUUGAUUCGGACGACCAGGAGCAUGCCAGGGCGCUCAUGCGAGACAACGCAUUGCAAAUUGCUCGUGAACGCGUUGGACGCUGGAACUCGGACUUGGCCAUGGCAAUGAUGAAAGCUGUGGGAGUUGACGAUCCCAAUGUCCGAGUAGAACAAACCACUCGGGAACUGCGUCUUGUAAGAAAGUAUGCCAUUGGAUUGCGGGAGAAUUUGAAUAGAUGUGUUGAAGCUGUUGAAAUUCUGAGAAAGGCUGUUCUGAAGGGUGGACGACAAGAUCUCAAAGGCGUGGACACCCGGAAGAAGCCCGCAAAGCACAUUAUGGAAACUCGAAAGGAGUACUUUGCAGAAGUUGCCAAACUCUUCAGUGGCGUUGUUUUGGAUGACGAGACUGGAUCACCUAAGAGUUCUGCUAGUCUUUUUCUCCCCUCGACGAAACCUCUUUCAAAGGCAGGGAUUCUCUUGAAUGAUCCAAUGGGCUGGAGCACGCCGUUUGUUGAAUUGUCAUCACAAGUCAUCAACUCGGGUCCGAAUGGAAAGGGCCGGGGAGACUGCGGAAACGUUGCGAAGACGUAUAUCGAAGGGAGGGACUCUCAGACCGAAUGGCUUCUGUCCAGCCUUUCUGGACUCCUCAACGAAUAUACACAACGAGUCGAAGUUGUUGAGAGUUUUGUGUACAUGGAAUGUGUUGGUGUGCAACUCGAGAAACAUUUUAGCCAGAAGCGAACAGAGGCGUUGAGUGCGUUCGAAAAGAAAACGGAUGUAAGCACGGCCAUCAAUAUCGCCACGAGGAAGCGCAUCCCCGGUCUCGUGAAUGAAUUGAAGGCCAAGCUUGGCAGAUUUGGCUCGGAUGUUACUCACACGGCUGUCAAGGAGGCGAAGGAAGCUCAUCUUGAGAGCAAAAACAUUAAAUCGGAACUUCACGAUCUAGCGCUACGUCGCCUGCAGCGAGCCAGAGAAACAUCAACAGAGCGUGUUGUCGACCUAUUGAAAGUCUGGAUGAAAGAGGAGGAGAGUGCCUGCAUUACUGAACUCAAUGCUAUUGGGGAAAUCUUGGAGUGUGUUGAAACCAACUUUCUUCGGGUGCUUGGAUGA
Messenger RNA from Seminavis robusta, 5508 nucleotides. The record is from the annotation of a GenBank genome assembly. NCBI's taxonomy places the organism in Eukaryota, Bacillariophyta, Bacillariophyceae, Naviculales, Naviculaceae.